Pelobates fuscus (common spadefoot toad) is the source of this 4124-nucleotide messenger RNA. RefSeq names its product N-alpha-acetyltransferase 25, NatB auxiliary subunit (gene NAA25). The record is from RefSeq and is a predicted model, not a curated record. The coding region runs from base 22 to 2937 and encodes 971 amino acids. Gene Ontology annotation, cellular component: NatB complex; cytoplasm. Gene Ontology annotation, biological process: N-terminal peptidyl-methionine acetylation. Gene Ontology annotation, molecular function: protein binding. Lineage: Eukaryota; Metazoa; Chordata; Amphibia; Anura; Pelobatidae. The transcript has 24 exons.
UGGCCUUCUGCGCUUGUCAUCAUGGCGGCGCGGGGCCAUGUGCAGGAUCCGAACGACAGGAGGCUCAGACCGAUCUACGAUUAUCUUGACAAUGGAAACAACAAGAUGGCUAUUCAACAGGCAGAAAAACUGCUUAAGAAGCAUAAAGAUCUCCAUUGUGCUAAGGUGCUUAAGGCUAUUGGAUUGCAGAGGACUGGGAGACAGGAGGAAGCAUUUGUACUUGCACAGGAGGUAGCAGCCUUGGAACCUACUGAUGAUAACUCCUUGCAAGCACUUACCAUCCUAUAUCGGGAAAUGCACAGACCGGAGUUGGUAACUAAACUAUAUGAAGCGGCUGUGAAGAAAGUACCCAAUAGUGAGGAAUAUCAUUCUCAUCUCUUCAUGGCAUAUGCCAGAGUGGGUGAAUACAAGAAAAUGCAGCAGGCUGGAAUGGCACUUUAUAAAAUUGUACCCAAGAAUCCUUACUACUUCUGGUCUGUCAUGAGCUUGAUAAUGCAGUCUAUAUCUGCACAAGAUGAAAACCUCUCGAAAACUAUGUUCUUGCCAUUGGCUGAAAGAAUGGUGGAGAAAAUGGUGAAAGAAGACAAGAUGGAAGCUGAAGCUGAGGUUGAACUGUACUACAUGAUUCUGGAGCGUUUGGGUAAACAUUCAGAGGCCUUGGAGGUUGUCCGAGGCAACUUAGGAGAGAAAUUAACUAGUGAACUGCAAAGUCGGGAAAACAAAUGUAUGGCGAUGUACAAGAAGUUAAAAAAGUGGCCUGAAUGCAAUGCGCUCUCCAAAAAGCUUCUUUUAGAAAACUUAGACGACUGGCAAUUCUACCUUUCCUACUUUGACUCUAUCUUUUACCUCAUUGAAGAUGGGUGGACUCCCCCAUCAGAAGGGCAGAUGUCACUGGAAGGAGACCUUGACUACACAAUAGAACAAGCUGUCAGUUUUGUAGAAGAACAAAUAGAAACAGAAGCAAAGAUCUCACGAUCGCUCCGGGGACCACAUCUAGCUAAGCUCGAGCUUAUUCGCCGCUUGAGACAGAGAGGAUGUAAUGAUGAGUACAAACUAGGAGAUCCAGAAGAGUUGAUGUUCCAGUACUUUAUUAAGUUUGGAGACAAGCCAUGUUGUUUCACUGACCUCAAGCUCUUCACAGACCUCCUCUCUCCCAGCCAACAUACAACUUUUAUAAACAGAUUGUUGGGGUCUUUACCGCUUACUACUCCCGCCAAUGGGGAUUUUGCAUUACCUGAAGACACGAAGGCCCUACAGCGACAUUUGUGUGUAAUACAAAUUAGCAGGCUGCUUGGAAUUUACCAUAAAAUGGACAAACCACAAAAGCAGGAGGCAGUUCGGGAGAUGACUGCACGAUAUAGACAUGGACUCUCAUUUGGAGCGGGCAGCUUGAAAACAGAACUGCAGGUCUCUGAUUACUACUGUUUAAUAGGAGCUCAUAUGCUGUUAGAUCUCUGGCUAAAAACAGGUGAAGACUGGGCUGUAUGGCAUUGCCUUACUCUGUUAGAAGAAGGCUUGAGUAACAGCCCAUCACAUGCCCAGAUUAAGCUGCUACUGGUCCGUAUUUACUGUGCACUUGGCUCUUUUGAACCUGCAAUGGACCUCUUUGCCAGCCUGGAUGCUAAACACAUUCAGUAUGACACCAUUGGUUUCCUGUUGACCCGUUUUGCAGGACCUUUGGGACAGUUUCUUGCUGCAUCACAAGCCUGCAAUGCUACUCUGCGCUUUUUCCAUUCAAACCAGAAAGAUACCUCAGAAUAUAUAAUACAAGCUUACAAAUAUGGAGCUUUUGAGAAAAUUCCAGAAUUCAUUGAAUUUAGAAAUCGGUUGAACAAUUCCCUACAUUUUGCACAAGUUCGAACGGAGCGAAUGCUGCUGGACCUAUUACUUGAGGCAGAUAUUUCCAGUAGUCUAGAAGACCUUAUGAAAUCUAUGAGUCUAAGUCCAGAGGAAGAUGACAUUCCAUGGAAAACAUUAACAGACAACAGAGAUCUGACAGCACUCUUUAACUGGGAUCCAAGUGACCGGGUCGUUUUAGAAGAACAUAAGCAGCAGUCGCUGGAAGAAGAGAGGAUUUGGCUUCUGAUUCGAUCACUGACUCUAAGGCUGGUUAGUGGGCUGGCCACCCUAAGCCAUUCAUCUGACUCCAAGAAUUCUGAGAAGAGUGCAGAAAAUGGGAUAUCUUCUAGGAUUGAUAUAGUUCGAACAUUACUAAUCAAGUUGGAAGAAGUUGUAGCUUCUGGCAAGAAGUUUCUUGAAAGAAAAGGAACGUAUCCUUUCAUUGGUCCUCCGCCAUCUCGCCUUAGUGGUUUCCUGAACAGCGGCAGCUGCUUAUGUCAAAUGGAUAUUUUACAGCUAGUUAAUGAUAUUUAUGAACUGGACACAAAUGGCAUAGAUGACACAUCUGCGCUCCAAGAGAAAAUUGGUAUAAAAUUAAAAUCUUGUCAAGAGCACUUAAAAGAUCUUGUGAACCAGUGUAAAGGGUUGCUGAUCGAUAUCCAAGGAGGGUGUUGUAAAACCUUUCCAGAUAGUGUAGAAAACCUGGUCUUCUUUGUUGAGACAAUCUCUAUUUAUCAGUGGGUGUCCAGCUAUUUUGCAAGUGUUCUGCGACCGCUAAAGUCUAAUCUGCAAAAAAAGAAAAAGAAGAAAAAAGAAAGUACAGCCACACCUCCUGUAUUCACAAGCUACCAAGAGUACAAUACAGGGCUUCGUAUGUUGGUAUCCAAGAUGACAGAUCACAUUAAGGAUAUGGAGGUAUCGCUAACAGCACUGAAACUUGAAGAGCUGUCUUUGGACAAUGUCAUUUUUUCAGAGAAAGAAAAAACGUUUACAAAGUUGGUAAUGGAUAAAGUUCAAAGUGGCUACUUGCAUUCAUUACAAGACAUUGGGGAGCUGUUGAAAAAAAGACUAGAAACAAUGAAGAAACUCAAAAUCUAGAAUGUGAACGUGGGAAGAACCUUUUGCCUAUUAUGAGAAGAUCUUGGCAACUAUCUUAUUCUUUAAUCCAGAACUUCCUGAGAAAAUGCAUGAAGGACUUAAAUCAUUCUCUUGGGGGUUAUUUUAUUUUCUUCUUCCCCCUAGUUGUUUAAAUAUACAGGUGAUUUAAAUUAUUGUACAUAAACUAGAAUCAGAACCCACCACCUGGACUUCACCACUUUUUAUACAUUCAGACACCUGCAGCAAACGCAAAUCUAUUUCAUGCCUCUUGCUCAACCAUGGAAGCUCUGUAGAUGUAGCCGUAGAAAUCUGCUUGAGUCUUGGAGUCUAUCAAUUUGAUCCACCUCCUUUUCCCCAAAAAGGAAACUUAACAAUACAUGUAUUUAUAAAUCAAUUUUUUUUUUUCUUCUUUUUUUUUUUUUUUCUUGGGGUCCCUCUUAUUUUUGGAUUGAAUUUUAACUUUUUUGAAAUGUGACUGUUUCCAGACCUGAUAAUGAAAUUGGACUUUAGGUUGUAAGUCCUCUUGGACUUAAAUGAUUUAAAUGUGUGAAGUUAUACCAGCUGGAGUUUAAGCCCAUCAUAGACCACAGAUUUAUGUAUUUCAGCAAUCCCAAGGAAAUUGGUAUUUAAUAUCAAGUCACCAGGAAAAAAAUGGAUGCUAUAACUUGUAUUGAAAUGCAGAAUAGAUAGGAUGUUAUGCAUAAGCCUGAAGCCACUUUGUCACACCAUGUCACUGUUCUUGAAAUUCUAUAAUUAUCCGGUGCUUUACCCAAUAACCUUGUUCCUGUGCUGCUGUUUCUAGGAAUCCUACUGUAUUAAUAUAAAUUAGGCUGGCAAAUCUGCUUCCACGUGGUGGUGGCAUGCUAAAAUUAUUAUUUUUUUUAAUACUUAUUUAUGCAAGUCUACCACCGUUAAAGCUCUGGAAUUUAUAGACCUCUCUGAAACCAGUUGAACCUAUGUGUAAAUGAAUGCAAAACUUCAGCCCUACAUGUGGUUUAAAUUACCAGCAGACACAUUUUUAGUCCGGAUGCCGGUGUUUCAGAAUCCUAAUCUUUCACUUUGACUUCAGAAGUUCCAUGUGAAGAUUCUGAUAAAAGAGCAUUCGUAUCCUGCGUAAACAUUUUUGUUAGUAAUGCUAGGUUGUUGACAAAGGUAUUUUUAAAAUAAAAUUCUGUGUAAUAAACUUA